AUUUCCACACACAGAGUGAGAACAGUCUUUCUGCUGGGUUUGUGGUAUGUUGGUUUUGCUUCUGUUUCUAAUGUGAGGAGCUUUUUAAAAGAAGCUGAUCAGUAGCAGGAGCCAUUUCUGACUGUUAGCUGCUGGACAUAUGUGCAUGCCAUUUAAUAAAUACACACACUGAACAGUAAGGAGACAUGGAAGCUGUGCUGGGAUUAAUGGUGAUUCUCCUGGGACUGUCUCAUGGUGUGGAAACUCACUGUGAUGGCAGACAGGAUGGAACUCAGUGUUAUGGAGCUUUGGGAGGAACUGUGGACAUCCAGCUGAUGGACAGCACCUCAGAAAUAGCUGGAUACAACCUGUUAAAGAAUUCAUUAGUAAUACUAGUUGUCAGAAAUAAUAGUGUUAUUUUUAAUACCAUAGCACACAGGUCUCUCUUAUUUCCCAGUAAUGGAACAUUUAGGAUCAAUAACCUGAGCAGGAAUGACAGUGGUGAUUAUACCCUUCAAACCUUUGAGUCAGAUGGAAGAUCAUCAGGCAUGUGGACUUUACAGUUGUUUAUUCAAGCUCCUGUGUCCUCUGUCCUGCUGGUCUCUGAGUGUCUGUCCCAGGGAGAGAGGAAAGUGUCCUGCUCCUCUGAGGGAGGGGACAGUCCUCAGUACAGUUGGACUCUGGAUGGACGCACACUGACAGAUGCUGAGUUCCUUUCUGUAAAUAAUGAGGAUAACAUCAUUAUUCUGAAACAGCACAUCUCAGGACAUCUGGUCUGCUCAGUCAAGAACAACGUCAAUAGUGUCUCCAAAGAACAGAAGAUAUCUGCCUGUGGUGUGGGAACUUACUGUGAUGGCAGACAGGAUGGAGCUCAGUGUUAUGGAGCUUUGGGAGGAACUGUGGACAUCCAGCUGAUUGACAGCAUCUCUGAAAUACCUCGAUACGACCUGUUAAAGAAUUCAUUAGUAAUACUAGCUGUGAGGAGGAAAAAGGUUAUUUAUAAUACCAUAGCACACAGAUCUCUCUUUUUUCCCAGUAAUGGAAAAUUUAGGAUCAAUAACCUGAGCAGGAAUGACAGUGGUGAUUAUAUCCUUCAAACCUUUGAUUCAGAUGGAAGAUUAUCAGGCGAGCGGACUUUACAGCUGUUCAUUCAAGCUCCUGUGACCUCUGUCCUGCUGGUCUCUGAGUGUCAAUUCCUGGGACAGAGGAGGGUGUCCUGCUCCUCUGAGGGAGGGGACAGUCCUCAGUACAGCUGGACUCUGGAUGGACGCACACUGACAGAUGCUGAGCUCUCUUCUGGAAAUAAUGAGAGUAACAUCAUCACUCUGAAACAGCACAUCUCAGGAGAUCUGGUCUGCUCAGUCAGGAACAAUGUCAGUGACGUCUCCAAAGAACAGAGCAUAUGUACUUGUGAUAUUUCCUUGCCUAUAUGUGGCUUGAGAGCUGUUGUGGUAAUUGUCUUAUUAAUUGGGAUUUCCAUCUACUUUACUUGGAAGAAAAAGAAAAAUGAAAAAGCUGAAGCCUCUGCUGUCCCGCAAACAGAAUUCCCAGAAAACUCUGUUUUGAUGGUCGAAAUGAGAAGUUCUGCAACUUAGACCAACACUAAGUUGCAAAUUUCAUCUAGUGAAGCUAUGAGUGUUUUUGGAUUUGGAUUCUGUGGAAACUAAUAGAAAAAAAGAUGUAAGAAGAGUAGUCCAUAGUCAUUUGCCACUUUUUUUCUAGGUAAAGCUGAAAUUAGAUAACGCUAUAAACAAAAAGAAUCAGCCCACUUGUCACUGCUGUUUAUACUAAAUUUUAUUUCAGCAAUCUUAAACAGUUUUUUAAAUGAUGCUUUCUGUCUUUUCUUUGGGAAUUUGUUGAAAAAACGUAUUCAGCAUUUUGGAGAGUUAAAUAUGUUUUUGCCAGUGUAUUGACAAAUAAAUAAAGAUGUAAAUACUGUUCGCUUACUGAAGUGAAAAUCCUAUAUCGAAAUAUGAUGUUAUAAAAUAAGUUUACAUUGUACUAAAGAUUGCAUUUAAUUUAGUAAAUAUUCAUAUUGUAUACUUUGCUUUUACUUCUACUUCUACACUGCAAAAAUAAUUUUAUAUAACAUAUUAAAAUUCAUAGUGUACAUUAGGUGAUUUACAGACAUAGUCAUACACCUCUGUAAUGUUUGUGAAAACAAAUAUUUUAGUUGACUAAAUAAUCAUGCAUUAAACAGUAAAUGAUUUUUGUACUCAGUCUAUUUCAUGCCCAUGCUUAUCGUCACUG
This is a messenger RNA of Oreochromis aureus, 2229 nucleotides long. RefSeq names its product peroxidasin homolog. Lineage: Eukaryota; Metazoa; Chordata; Actinopteri; Cichliformes; Cichlidae. Bases 186 to 1574 code for a protein of 462 amino acids. The transcript has 6 exons. The record is from RefSeq and is a predicted model, not a curated record.